UUAUUAACAGCAAUAGUGGCGUUACAUGGAAUUUAAUAUUCAGUAGAUGUGUUACGAAAUUGACAAUGGAAAAACAGCAAACAACUAUGGGAUUUCUUAUUUACAUGUUUAUGCACGGACUAGUUAGGUCUGAGUACACUGUUAAGGUAUGGUCUCAAUCCACUUGGGUAAAUCCUGGGGAUAGUUAUGUGGCGUACUGCAAUAUCCCUGAUGUAGGAGCUCUCGACAUUGUUAGCAACCUGGAGGUCAUGUGGUACCACAACUCUCAACAACUGACCAAUCUAUGUGUGUUUCUGUCUUCUGAACUCACCAUGAAAUAUUUUUGCAACGUUCGGUCACCACAGAUAAACAACAUCAGCUUGGCAAUCACAUUAACCAAUGUUCAGAAAACAGAUGAAGGCAACAUAUCCUGUGUGGUGUAUGAGAAGAAUGAAACGAAAGUCAGGGGUGAUCUUGUGGCCAUGAAGUCUGUGCCUAUACAAGUCAGAGAGCCUAUCAAGAGUAUGAGAUUCAAAAUUGACCAAAGCAUUGAGUUCUCUCUGACCGAGGAAAACACUGAGGCUCUUCACCCAGUGCAGGUCUUACCUGGCAGAUACGCCCCUACCUGUCAGGUCAAUGGCAGCAGACCCACCGCAAACGUCCGCAUAUUGAUGGACAGCGAUCUUAUGAAUGGGAGGAAAUUUGAGAUUGACGACAAGAUAGGCACAGAGUUUGUUGCCGAGGAAACAGACUUUAUAGACAACAGCAAAGUUAAUGUGAUGUGUAGUGCAGAAGUUGAUGGUCUGCCCAACUCAGAAAUGCGACGCACCUAUCAAGUUCUUGUCAGACAAGGGGAUCUUAAGUUCAAAUGCACCAAUUCUUCUGCUAUUGUUAACAACAAGCGACACAAGAUUGUAUGUGAAGUGUACAAUGUUGAGGGUAUUGCCUGUAACAAGAUCAGCUGGAAGCGAGGAGACACUGGUGAAUAUUAUAGUCUCGGCAGCUAUUACAAUAUCAAUGUAGCCUGCAGGGAAAUUACUAAUUCCAAGAUAGAAACAACACUGGAGAUUCUGCAGGUGACGGCGGAGUAUUUUAAGACAUCGUUCAGUGUUAUCUACAACGACCCUUUGUUCCAGACAAGAGAGUUCCAGCUUAACAUUCCACAAGAAUACGUCAACUCAGUAGUGGCCCUGCAGACAUCUUUCGUAUUAUUGUGUUCCAUUGUUUUCGCCUUUAUCCUAUAACAGAUACUGUUAUUGGAAAAUGAAAAAAAAAAAUUAUAUGCACAACUCCUA
This is a messenger RNA of Magallana angulata, 1274 nucleotides long. RefSeq lists its product as uncharacterized. The record is from RefSeq and is a predicted model, not a curated record. Bases 66 to 1223 code for a protein of 385 amino acids. Lineage: Eukaryota; Metazoa; Mollusca; Bivalvia; Ostreida; Ostreidae. The transcript has 8 exons.